AUGGCUACUCAAAGUUGGCUGGAUGUUUUCAAUGAGGUAUCUCUUACUAACCUCGAUUUUUCAUCAUCUGAUCAUUCCCCAUUAUUUUUACUCCCUGAAAUUACUGCUGGUUUUAUUUCCACUGCUUCUUUUCGUUAUGAAAAUGCAUGGCAAAGAGAGCCUUUAUGCCAUCAGAUUGUGUCUAAUGUCUGGUACUCCAACCCGACUGAAGAUAUUAUGGGAAAAAUUGUUAUCUGUGGUAAGCAACUAGCUGAUUGGGGUCGAAACCUGACUGGGAAUUUUAAGUCUCGGCUGAAGAAAAGCAAGAAGCUUCUUGCUCAGUUCAAAAAUUUCGCUAAUGACUUUGAUGCUGAAAAUUUCAUGGUGGAAAAGAACAAUUAUUUCAAGAUUCUAGCGCAGCAAGAACUCUAUUGGAAACAACGCUCUAAACAGUAUCGGUUACAUUCGGGGGACAAAAAUAAUAAAUACUUCCAUGCUACGGCUAGUGCUCGAAGAAGAUCGAACCAAAUCCAGCAAUUGGAAGAUGUUAAUGGCACUUGGCAAUGUUGGAAUACAGGUAUUGCAACUGUGAUAAAUCAGUAUUUUGAGGAACUCUAUCAGUCCACGGAUUCAUUUUCUCCUCUAAUUAUUGACAAUGUUAGAAAUUAUGUCACAAUAUCUCACAAUGAAGCCCUCUUGCAAUCGAUCCUUGAUGAAGAAGUAAAAGUGGUUGUGUUCUCUAUGCAUCCUGAUAAAGCCCUUGGGCCUGAUGGUAUGGGACCUGGUUUCUUUCAACACCAUUGGGAUAUUGUUGGUUCGGAUGUUACUAAUUUAGUGAAAGAGUUUUUUGCAACCGAAGCUUUGCCUGAUGGACUCAAUGAUACCAAUCUUGUUUUGAUCCCUAAAAAGAAAAACUUUAUUACUAUGAGUGAUCUCAGACCGAUAUCAUUGUGUAAUGUUCUUUACAAGAUCAUUUCGAAAGUUUUGGCUAAUCGAAUGAGAGACUUGAUUGAUUGUAUUAUCUCUGAAACUCAAAGCGCUUUUAUUCCAGGUCACCUAAUCUCUGAUAAUCUUAUGGUUGCCUUUGAAGUUAUGCACUAUCUGAAACGAAAAAAAAGCGGUAAAAAAGGAUUCAUGGCUUUAAAACUCGACACGAGUAAAGCUUACGAUCGGGUUGAAUGGAGCUUCCUUAGAGCAAUGAUGGCUCGUAUGGGGUUUGCUAGCAAAUGGAUUGAUCUCAUCAUGGCGUGUGUCUCUACGGUUCGGUACAGAGUUGUUUAUAAUGGCCAUGUUCUUGAUCCUAUCUCUCCGUCUAGAGGAAUUCGUCAAAGUGAUCCCCUCUCCACUUACCUGUUCAUUAUAGGUGCUGAAGGCCUCUCUGCUCUAAUUCAAAAAUUUGAAGCUAAUAGACUCAUUCAAGGAUGCAAGGUUGCUCAACGUGCGCCUCCGAUAACUCAUAUGUUCUUCGCUAACGACAGUUAUUUGUUUAGUCAAGCCACACAAGGGGCUGCUGAUAGCAUCACCAACCUUCUUCAACUCUUUGAAAAUGCAUCCGGUCAGAAGGUUAAUUACUCCAAGUCAUCAAUAUUUUUCAGUCCUAAUACUACUACUACUACCCGUGCACAUAUCUGCUCUAUACUUCACAUGUCAGAAGCUCUUGAAGGGAAAGAAAUUUUACUCAAGACAGUGGUUCAAUCCAUGCCCACUUAUGCUAUGAGUGUAUUUCUUCUCCCGAUUGGUACUUGUAAUGAGAUUGAGAAAUUAAUGGCUAGCUUCUGGUGGAAGACAAAAUCAAGUAAUGGGCGAGAUUUUCUCUCAUUCGAUCUUGGAAAUAACCCAAGCUUUGUGUGGCGCAGUAUUUGGGGUGCAAAGGAUUUGGUUCAAUUAGGGGCUGCUCGUGUUAUAGGUGAUGGUAAAGAUACAAAAAUUAUGGGCUCUCCUUGGCUUCCAUCAUCCAGUAAUAAGUAUGUCUCUUCUAACCAUCCUGGCCUCACCAAUCACAAUGUAAAUUCUCUUCUUCAAACCAAUACAAACUGUUGGGAUGUUGAGGCAGUUCAUGAUCUAUUUUCUCCUGAAGAAGCUGAAUUAAUCUUAAGCAUUCCAAUUGGUACCAACUCUAGACCCGAUAGUUGGGCAUGGACAGCAGACUAUCAAGGCAAUUUCACUGUGCAAAGUGCAUAUCAGCUGUUGCAGAGUCAAAAACCAGUCGAGGUGCGGCCAAACAACUCUGGUUCACUCCCAACCUGUGUCAACCUCGUCAUGAAACAUGUACCAAUAUCCUCUCAAUGCCCGGUUUGCCAAGCUACUGCAGAAACAACAACUCAUGCCCUUUUAACUUGUGACUUUGCUCGAUCUUGCUGGGCAGUUUUUGGUUGGCCUGCUACGAUUGACUUCUCCUUUUCUUUUGGCCACUGGUUCGAGCUGCUGCAGAACACAAAUGACAAAGAUUUUAUUUGUCGUGCUGCAACUCUCUGUUGGGCUUUGUGGAAGGCUCGAAACAAAGUUGUCUGGAACAAACACACUUCAACUGUUAAAGAAGUUAUGGCUACUGAUGAUGGGGUUGAGCUAUGGACACCACCUGCAACUAAUAACCUCAAGAUUGAUGUAGAUGCGACACUCUUCCCAAAUGACAACUCAUAUGGUUACGGCCUAGUGGUGAGGGAUCACUUUGGUAAGUUCCUUGAGGCCAAAACUAGCCAAUUCAAUGGUAGCUAUCCGGCUGAAGUUGUUGAAGCAUUGAGGAUAAAGGAAGCUCUUAGCUGGAUAAAAGGAAAAAUUUGGGAAAACAUGGAACUUACAGUCUUUUAUCUGUGCAAGCAAUAA
Molecule: messenger RNA, 2802 nt
Organism: Cannabis sativa
Lineage: Eukaryota; Viridiplantae; Streptophyta; Magnoliopsida; Rosales; Cannabaceae
Exons: 5
Coding region: 1-2802 (933 amino acids)
Source: RefSeq, a predicted model, not a curated record